AUGUUCCCCACCCCCGCACCCCACCGCGCUGGUGUCUUUCUGGUGCCAACAUAUCUGCACAGUGAACAUGACCAGGGAGAUCAAGGAGAAUACAAAAGGAAACCCAGUCUUAGACAUUCAUUUGCGGAAGAAAGUUUGUGUUUGAAGAUCACACUUGGAUCUUCAAGGAUUAAAACCAAUUUUAGCUCUUCAAGCAACACAGGCUGUACCUCAGUGCCUGAAGCCCAUGUGUCGGCUGCUGGAAGCAAAAGGUCUUUUUCUCACAAUUGUGGCCUUCAUGGUCAGAAUAAUGGAUCCUUAUCCAACAAGUCCAGACCCAGCCCACCUGCUUCCCGUGAAAAGGCCCCUUUGUCAACACUGAGCAAAACCCAGCCGAGUCCUGCGAACACCCGUCAGAAUUAUGGGGCUUCUUUAGCCAGCAGAAGCAACUCAGGCUCAAACAAAGGAAGUGACAGCAGCCAAGUGACGAGGCGAUCAGGGAAAUCUAUUUCUUGUGGUCACAAUUGCAGCACUAAGCCAGAAAAUCCGGAGCGGUAUUUGACUCCUCUGCAGCAGAAAGAAGUUACAAUACGGCAUUUGAAAAAAAAGCUGAAGGAAUCCGAGUGCAAAGUUACAGAAAGGGAAAGAGAAAUCGAAAAGCUCAAAGCUCAGGUGGAACGUAUGAAGGAAGACUGGAUCGAAGACGAGUGUAAUCAUGUGGAGAUGGAGCUGAGCCUCUUGGAAGCAAGGAGGGAAAUUAAAGAACUCAAGCGAGGUAUUGAGAGCAUGAAGAAGAGCUUGGCUGAGAAAGACAAAAAAUUUCAGAAAUACUUCCUAGACGUAAGCAUUGAAAACAAGAAACUGGAAUCUUUGGUGUCGAGCAUGGAGAUGGCCCUGAAGAGCUCUGUGAGAGAUGAGCAGCGCCCAGAGUACACAUGUGACUCUGAGGGGAAGCCGUUGUGUACCACGAUGCCAGACAGCCCCACCACAGAGGACCAAGCUCUGGAGGAGCUGGCAGGUAGUGGGCUGUUUCUUCAUGAGGACACAGCUAACGGGACUGAUUUAUUUGAAGAGAGUUUGACCACCACAACCUCUGAGUUGAGUGAUUCAGCUCCCUCCAAUUCUAUUGUGAAUCAAGAGAUGCUUGAAAAUGUUCUGGGUGAGAAACUAACUUUGUCCCAGGAGGAGGAGGAGAAAGUCAGAAACAUGAUGGUGGAGCAGACCAUCCAGACUGAUGUGGUGCCAUAUAGCCUAGAAGGGGAGCAGUUCAUUCAAAACAUGCCAGAGCUCAGAGCUCAAGAUGCCUGUCCUCUAAGCCCGCCUUCUUCCCUGAAGGAAUUGGGUCAAUCUCUUGAAAGCCUCAGUGAUUCUGGUAUCGUAGUGGACUUAACUCCAGGUGAGCCAAACUCUACCACCCUUUUGUCUCCUGUGACACCUCCAUGCAGGAAGGUGGAGCACGGAGUUAAUGAAAACCAUUUUGUGAAAGAACUUGAUUUUACAGAACCUCACGAUGAUGAAGUCUUUGGGUACGUCAAUACUGUUUCUCAGACAGGAAUAAAGAAGACAUACUGGAGCAGCAGACUCGCCAGCGAUCUGGCUGUAGCAGCCCCUGUUGUACCAACUAUCAUGUGGGCUUUCAGUACUCAUGGAGCAGGAACAGAUCUCAUUUACAGUACUGGAGCGUUGUUUUGCAGUUCUGUCCUAGUCCACCGUUUUGCUCUUGACUAUUUGAUUUGCCCUAUAAAUCGGUUUGAAAACAUGUUACUUGUUUCAGAAUGGAAAAGGUAA
Phalacrocorax carbo (great cormorant) is the source of this 1767-nucleotide messenger RNA. The record is from RefSeq and is a predicted model, not a curated record. NCBI's taxonomy places the organism in Eukaryota, Metazoa, Chordata, Aves, Suliformes, Phalacrocoracidae.